Cooperia oncophora is the source of this 444-nucleotide messenger RNA. Lineage: Eukaryota; Metazoa; Nematoda; Chromadorea; Rhabditida; Trichostrongylidae. The record is from the annotation of a GenBank genome assembly.
AUGGUAACAGCUUACUGUUGCUGCGGCAUCGCUGCAAGGAACGUGAUUCUUGUGGCCUAUGCGGCUUAUCAUGAGCAUCAACAUGAAAUGGUUCAGUUACUCGGUCCACCACAAACCAUAGUACCAGUGGCAAUAGGACGUCCAGCAGCUGCACAGAAUGGUGUUCCUCAGAUGGCUGUUCCACUCACGGAGCCGUUACUAGUUCAUCGCAGUCUUUGUGGUGUCGUGCGUACACCAACGAAGAUUCAGUUUGCUAUUGGUGAUCUCGCCGUUACGAUUCCUAUUGUACCCCUAGAAAUGAGCGGUUUGGCGGGAGGGCUCAAACGUACUAUGGAGCGACCAACAUCAACACCUCUUGACCUUUCUAAACGACGAAGAGAACCGGAGUCAGGCAGUUCGGGUUCAACAACACCGACCAAUAUUGUCAGGGUGAGUUUAACAUAG